AGAAAACCGCUGUUGUAGUUGUAAAGCGGAGCCGCGAAAACUUUACGGACCGUGAGCCGAAUGAUCUCCAAUUAUUUCUGCAGAAAAGAUGUUUCCGGCCCCAGAGAGGCAUAAGUUCCUGCGGCUGCAGCUCGUCAAAAUGCCGGAUAUUUCAUUUCGCCCGCGAUUCUGUCCGUUGUGGGUAGCGUUGCUAUUGGGCAGCACAAGCACUUUUUCCUUGGUUCGUGCAGCAGAACAAGUACCGGAGCCGCAACCGGAAGCUGCAGUGCUAAACGCUACCGCAACGGUCCCCACUGCUUCCGCCGUUGUUGAACAGUCGCAUCAUGCACAGUCUGCUACUACACCUCCCCCCGCCUCCGCCACCACCAGCCCCUGCGACUACCUGGAGGACGGGCGCAUGGACCCCGCCCGUUUCGACCAGGGCUACCGGUGCAAACCGAAGACCCUGGCCGACGACACCACUGCUAUGGGGGGGAACUGCCACAAGAGCAAGACGGAUACACCGGAACACGGGUUUUUCAAGUGCUCCGACUGCGAGCAUUGCGAGUUCCGGAGGGAGGAGAAAAUCUGGGAAAAAUGCUGGCACAUGUCGCAGAUCGACCCGGUGACGGAUUUAUUCAGCGGGGACACUACCACGGUAAACGCCAACGCGACCCACUGUCUCGCCGCGUGUAAAGAGUUCGUGGAAACGUGUUACGAUUUGCCGGAAGCAGAUUACGAAACCAAGAACUGGAACGGAGUGAGCAUGCCGGUCGAGAUAUCAAACAAAAAAAGUGCGUCACGAUCACUCAUGCGCAUUUUUGCAAUACAAAUUUUUCUGUCAUGCGUAAAAAUGCAUCACAGCCAAACUUCAUAAUGGACUUCCCUAGUGUUUCUGCAAUACAAGGAGAAGUUGCGACGCUGAAAAAAUUUGUAAUGCAAAGCCUGCAAGUUAGUGACUUUGGCAAACUUUUUUCUCUCCAUGCGAGACCUGCCAGCAGAGGUACAACAGCGGGAAAGGAACGGGUGGGCAGUGUACAACUACUAGUUCUACGUCGGGAGUAGAUCCCUGUUGCGCAAACGCGAACGCCUUUUACGACUCCUGCAUGGAAAAAAUCUUCCGGCACGAGCUUUUGGCGGAGGUGGUGCAUGACUGUUCCCAGGACGAGAAGCACAAGGCGGUGUUGACAACCUCAACGACGACUAGCACCAGCUCGAGUACUACAACCCCCGCUGCACAACAGGCCGCGGUCUCUUCGAUGUCUCUUUUGGAAGAGAACGAAAGUCAUCUCGACGGUCAUGCGGGGUCGUCUUCCAUUUAUUCCAGUAGAGAAUCAUCUUCAACCGAGUUGAAGACCGAUCACUGCACUUGCACCAACGGCACACCCGCAACGGGAACGGACUGCGGGGAUACUGACACGGAAAAGUGUGCGCAGUGCAACGCCGGGUUCGAGCUGGAUGUUGGGGGUGGUAUGACGUGUGUUGCUAGUAGUUCAACCAGCGGGAAUGGUAACACGACUGGCGGAGUGGGAGCAUCAUCACCAAUUUGCACCUGCGCCUACGGGACUCCGGCGGCCGGCACAGAGUGUACGAACAACCUGGAGGAGAAGUGCGUGCACUGUGACAGUGGCCACUACCUAGACAGCGCGAGUUCGCAUUGCGUGGCUUAUGCAACGACGGCAGCACCAGCAGGGACAACCACCACAACACCGCCCGCUCUCGACAGCUCCGCUUCCUGCGCCUGCGCCAACGGCACGCCGAAGACCGGUAUCAAAUGCAAAUAUGUUGUCUGGGUCUGGAAGGUUGCAACUUGUGAUGCCGAUUCUGGAAUAGGCAAAAACUUGUAUUGCGUGAACGCCCAGAGCUGGCCAUUUGUUGCUACGCAAAUAGGGAAUUUCUCAUGCGGAUUAGGCAUCAAAUGGAGGCCUGUGCAAAAUCUGUAAUGCUUUUGCGUGCAUUAGAGACCAUUUGCGCGAUCCAAAAGAUGCAUGACAAAGUUCUGCAUUCAUUCAGACCCAGACGUUUUUGCACCUGAUAACCGGCACGGAGUGCGACGCGAGCCCGACGCCGGAGAAGUGCGAAAGCUGUGAUGCGUAUGGGUUACAAAUAUGUCUGGGUCUGGAAGUUUGUAAUGCGCAUUUUGCAUCACCGGCGAUGUCUGUGAUGCAUGCCCUAGCAUCACAGAUAUUGCGACGGCUUUCUGAUGCCCGUACUGCAUGAGAAAUGCCCCCUCCGCGUAGCAAGGAGACCACCUCUUUUGCCCUUCCUGCAAUACAGAUUUUUUUGGAAUCCAAAUGCAGCAUCACAAGUUGCAUUCUUCCAGACCCAGACAUAUUUGCAAUGCAUAAUGCGGGAUUCCAUUUAGGAACAGGACAGGGCACAACUGCCGGCGAGUGUUUGAACAACCUGUGUACGUGCGCCCACGGCCAGCCGGCGACCGGGACUUCUUGCACCGGCGACCAGAUGGAAAUCUGCACCGUGUGCGCCGACGAGUACGAGAUGGUCGCGGGGAGCAAAGUGUGUACGGCGACGACAACCACCUCGACAACGACAUCGACGACAUCCACGACUUCCACCGUCCUUAUCUGUCAAUGCACCAACGGCGUGCCCGCGACCGGCGCCGCGUGUACGGGGGACCACGCGGAGAUCUGCAGCUCGUGUUUCGCCGGGUACCACUUGAAUGUUGAUGUGUGUGAAGUCAACAUCUGUACCUGCAACCACGGAAUCGCCGCGGCGGGAAAGAAUUGCACGGUGCACAACACGGAGCUUUGCGGCAACUGUGACGCGGGGUAUCACGAGAGUACCAGCGAUCCGCAGGGGCGGUGCAACGAAAACGUCUGCCAGUGCGGGUUCGGGGUCGGCGCGAAGGGGGUAGAUUGUCCGGCGCAAGACGCGCAGAAGUGCGAAUCGUGUGUGGACGCUUCGUACGAAGUGAGUAGUGACAAAACCUAUUGCGUGCAUUUGUUGCAGAUGAAACAGUUCGAGAUGUUGAUGGCGGAGGUUGUUGUUAGUACAUCAUCAUCGUCGUCGUUUUUUCAAAAAGUAUCCGCCGGUCCUGGCCACAUCGCGGAGCACGUUCUCUACGACCCGGCUUUGCAGGACGCCAUGAAGAAAGGCGUUUUUAGCUUCACGAACGACAAGAUAGUAGAAGUUGAUUUGAAACUGACCGAGCAACAAGUCAGGAAUUUACACGUCAACGAGUCGGACGCCAGCACUAUUUCUGAGCCGAGAAUUACCGUUACCUUUGAGAUCGACAGCAGUCUGAUGAAUGAACAGUCGUUGACCGUGCGGCAGGCGGAGAAAGUGGAAGAAAUCUGGAACAUGGUAGCGGAUUUGAGUAGUAGCGAGUACGGGGCGUUGGUCGAUUUGGAACAGUACGAAGUGGAUCUGGCGAAUAUUACUAGUUUGAACUUGAAGCUCUAUCCGGUUUUGCCCACUACAACCACAACAAGUACAACCUCGACGACUACAACAGCGGCGCCAACACCAGCACCAGUAUCUCCAACACCAGCAUCCCCAUCCCCAUCGCCAAGCCCGUCCCCCAGUCCGUCGCCCACCAAAUCCGAGGUUUCCGGGGGCUUCGAGGUAGAGUUGGAACUGACGGAAAGUGACUCAUCUUCGCUCAGCAGCUUAUUGGCGAAAACAACAUCGAGGCGCCUUGGCAAAUUGCAACAUCAUCAGUUCCUCGAAACAGCACCAAGCGACGAGAACGUCACUGUUGCGGCGCACAACAUUACGUUUGAAGAAGCGAUCAAAAAGGGCGUGGUUGACUACACCAACAUGAAACUCACGGACGACAGUCUGUAUCAAAUGCAAAAAUGUCUGGGUCUGGUGGAAGAAUGCAACUUGUGAUGCUGCAUUUGGAUUCCAAAAAAAUUUGUAUUGCAUGAGUAGCAAAGGGAAUGCAAUUUUUGCUACGCGGAUAGGGCAUUUGUCAUGCGAAAUAGGCAUUAAGAACCCCCCGAAAAAUCUGUGAUGCUACGGCAUGCAUCACAGACAUCAUGGCUCAUGCAAAACGUGCGUGACAAGUCUCAGAAUCUCCCAGCCCCAGACAUUUUUGCAUUUGAUAGUCUGCAUUUGGAGGAAAAUCAGGUUCUCAUUUUCGUCCUCACCGAUUACAACGCGACAAAAAAGGACGAAACGCUGGAUGUUCAUUUCGAAAUCCAAACGAACUCGGAUGAGCAGAAGCAGGCGGUUGAUGACAUUUGGAAGCAUGUGGACGACGACGAGGGGGAGUAUUCCGCUUUGGUUCACGUCGAGCAGGAUGAAGUGGCGGCCGCGGGUAUUGAGAACUUAGUGAUCAAGAAGCACACUCAAGCGAGGCAAGACGUCCAGUUGCGGAAAGUCGACCUUGGGUUGGAUUUGGCGAAUAGCGGCUCCGGCUCGGCGCAGGGCGAUUUGCAAGCGGUUUUGUCUGACGCAGGGUUCUAUCAAAUGCAAAAGUGUCUGGGUCUGGAAGAGUGUAAACUUGUCAUGCAGGUUUUCCAGGACCCUUGAGGUCUGGAAUGCAGGACCUAGCAUGACAGAGUCUGUGAGGUCUCUUUCAUGCCUAUCCUGCAUGAGAAACUCCCUCCCAACUUCCUUGGUCGAAAGUGGACAGCUUUUGGCACUCAUGCAACACAGAUUUUUGCAUGAUUCGGAUUUAGCAUGACAAUCUUCCAGAUCCAGACCCAGACAUUUUUGCAAUCCAUAGGUUCAAGAACGCGCUGCGGACUGGGAUUGUGAAGUGGUUCCAGGACGAGGGCGGGGUUAGUGAUUUAACCGAGGAUCAAGUUGUGUCAUUGAAUUUAGCGUGGAGCGUUGGGAGCCCUACUAGUUCUUCCGCCGCAGCGGCUUUUAUUUCGGAGAUAUCCGCGGACGGAGGGUCAUCGGCUUCGUUUCUGGAAAAAGGGGAAGAUGUUCGUGGUUCACCCGCAGCGGCGGGAAAGAAGAGAAGAAACACAAGCACCAGGGUGCUGCGGUAUGAGGAAGAAAGUAAUAGUAGAAAUCACGUCGUCCAAAAGCAAAACAGUAUCAAUGCUGAACUACGUCGAGGACCGAAAGACCAGCGACCGAUUCUCUCUGCCGUGCAGCUUCUCCGCAAGACAGCCAAAUCGUCUACCGAGUCAUCUGGAUCGACUACUAACGCGAGAGUCUACGUCGAGUUUGGCAUCCAGGCCACGUCCGCCCAAUCCGCAGCCUUAAACACCGCUUGGAUGUCGACGAGCUCCGCGUCGCAAGCGGUCACAAAACUGGACGACGGUAGUACUGCAAUGAAAAAUGCCCCCACCCCGGAAGUUACAAAAGUUUCUCAUGCAAAGUUUCCAAAUAAAAGCUUUUUGUCUUGAUGCAUGAAAGGAUUGCGAGCCUUUCUGGUGCAGAAUCUAGGUGCGCAAGGUGUCUUUUGCAUAAGAGAUCCGGCUGCUGUUGGGCUCCUUUGCAACACAAAUUUGAGCUAUUCAGUUUGGAAAAUUUGUGGUGCUGAUAUGGCCCCCUCAAAACGUAAGUUUUCAACUCGUAAGUGCGCUACCCAACUUUUUUGCAUAAAAUUACCACUUUUUUUUUGGUUUUUCAUUUUUCGCAAAAGUAGCUACUUUCGAUGAAAAAUUGCAAAACGUCGACUCCGAUGAUUUCACUAAAAGUAGCUACUUUACAAAAAUAGCUUGAUUCAUUUUUAGCAUGCUCAGCUCAUCAUUAGCUAGGACCCGGGCCGGCGACGGAGAGGUGAGGAGACGGACACACCAGGCUGCUCCGGGAAGCGCGUGUGGGAAAUGGAGAUCAUGUUCUUGCAGCUGCUCCUUGAAGCGAGUAUGGGAAACGGAGAUCAUUUUCUCGCUCUAUGAUUUGCAAUGAAGUAGCUUGCAUUCGGCGCCCGGAUUUACAAGUAGUCUGAGCGUUCGCUUCUUCUACAUAGUCGCGCGCGUGCGUGCCUGCUGUGUGCCUUUGGCAUGUGGAAUAGGGUCGCUCGACGCCUUCACGAAUACAGAAAGAGGCUUCUGGGUGUCUAUAGGUGAUGCAAAAGCGAGAUAUUUGGGAUGCCCGCCCCCCCGCUACGAAGUGAAAAUAUCCAGCCCCGAACAAAAGCCGUAUUGCAAGUCAUAGACUUCCGGAGCCCGACAAAGACGCCCUCUUGUUGGUUUGGACGGCCUGAAUCACAGCGGCAACAAUGGCGCCACUGUCGAAAAACGUCACAAAUGCUCAUCAAUGGAAGACCAUUUUGCAUCGUAAAAAGUGCCACUCUGCAUCUGAAGAAGCUGCUUUUCCAGCUUCUUGGCAUCGGUCGGAAGCUAAAAAAAGGCAAAAAAGCUGCCUGCGCAUGCACAAAGUAAGGAGCUUCAUCCGCUGCAGCUGCGUCUGCAUCUUCAAGGGAUCUAGGAUCUAGAGCCACCCCUCGGGACCAGGCGCAAGUGCCCUGGGUGUCCAAAUUGGUCCGCCACAGGCAAGGCAUUUGCGAUGCUUUUUUCCAUUGAUAGCCGUCCACAGCUCGCCUCCUUUCGACCAAUGUUGUGCCCUCGACGUGCGGCAAACAUUGGGCCGGGCGCCUCGCGGCUCGGCGCAAUCGGCCCGCCGGCAUUGUGCGCAACGCCACCACCGAGCCGGGGCGGGCGCUUGCCGCCCCAAUGCGCAACCCCCGGCCGCGCGCCCGGCUCGGGCGCAGCCCGCAGCACACCGCCAAGCCUUUGGCGCCCGCCCGCCCGUGUGCAAGGCGCUUGGCCGGUCUGCCGGGCGAGUGGCCCGAGCUGGCGGCGGGGGGCGACAUGUGCCGGCAUUGUCCCGCGCCCGCCGCCCGUUGAGCAGCGGCCGGCGGGGCUAGGUAGCUAGCCGAUCACUCAAGCAAAGCAAAGGAGGCGAGAACACCCCACGCCCCGUCCAUCCGUGUCCGCUUCGCGCAGACAGAGCGCGCAUGCAAAAAACGGCAGAGGUUGGUGGCCGCCCGGCCCUUGGCAAUGGUUCUGCCUUUGCGGGGUGGGAUCGAUUCGAGCCGGCCGGCGGCCGGCGACAAGCAAGAAGCAGGGCCGGCCGCGCGCGGUGGAUAGUUUGCUGAAUGGCACCAAGUGGACCCCCCAAGUUGUAGGCCGGGGCAGGCUGGGAGCAGGCGAGGCGGGGGCCGGCUGGCAGGUUGGCUGGGCGGCAAGGAAGCGCGCGGGGCCGGGGCAGGCUAGCAGGCCGGCGGAGGACUGCGCCGGCCGGCUUCGUUCCUUCCGACACCGACAGACGAGGGGGGGUCGGCUUGCGCGGGAACCUUCGCAGAGACAAGGGCCACCACCAAGCCGGCGCCCGCCCCGUCUGAAGGCUGGCAAACGCCGGCCGCGCGGGGGGGCGGGGCCCUACUUUCUUGCAAAGCAAUUCGCGGCCCGUGCGUGGCUCCUCCAUACAUUAUUUCCCAACAAGUGGGGCGCCCGCUAACGUGGCAAAACACUUCCAUAGGGAGCGCGCUCGCUAUUUGUAAAAAAAAUUUUACAACAGGCCGCGCGCUGUUUGUGCGAACACUUUUACCGGGCGCGCGCUACUUGUAAAAUUUUUUUUACAAAUAGACCAGCCGGGCCGGAGGGCCAAUGGCAAAGAAACGGGCCGGCGCCGCGGCCUUUCCCAUAUACACCCAUCGGGCGGGUGGGGCGGAGGGGGGGCGGCAAGCCGGUGGCCGACCUCUGGUCCGGGGUGGUGGUAAGGUGGGGGCCAACGCGCUUGGGGAUUUGUAGUUGCGUGGCCCACGUGCUUGAAGCUGCUACCUGCGUGCGCCCACAUGAAGCCGCCUCCCCUCUAUGUGCUGCCCUUCCCCGACUAGACGCGGGGCCAGAGGGCCCAACUACGGCCCUCUGCCUGCCGUCGCCCGCGGGCCGUCUACAUGUGAGUGCCGCGCGUGUUUGUUUUUGGCCCGGCUUUUCCGCCUUUCGCGCCAUUUGUUGCGGGGGCGGGCGACAUGCGCCGCGCCCACACACAGCUGCCCCACAAGCUACACACUGCGGGCCCCGCUCCCCCAACUACAAACGGGGGCGGGCCCACACACAGUAGACGACGCACCGGCCCAAGCCUGGCCAGGCUCGCGCCCAUGCAUCGGCCGCGCGCCCCGCUGGCUUCCUAGCUGGGGCGGGCCAGCAAGGUGCGCCACCGGCUAUGCUUGCUUACAUAGAAGCCGCCCGGGGAAAGCGGGCGAGCGGGCUAGGCGGGCCCGCCGCGUUUCCGGUUGCGGGCUAGCAAGGCUAGGCAAGCUGGCCCACAAGCAAGCUAGCAGCUGGCGCCCCGACAGUUCUCCGCGUUGCCUGGGCCAGCUGCACGCGCGCGCACACAGUUGGUCCGCCAGCGCCCCUCGGUGAAUCGGCGGGCCGGGCAGCUACCGGGGGCGCCCGCCUAGGUUGGUGCGGCCGUCGGGUCCGCUGCUUUGCGGCCCGGCCCCCCUGUCGCCGCCCGGCCAAUUGGUUCGCGUAGCUUGCCGGCCCGGCCCGGUAGGUUCACGCGCUCGAGCCCGGCCCGGCUCCGCUAUGGGCUUUGCCGAAAUGCCUGUGGCCCGGCCGCCCAACCACCAGCGAGGGGGCCUGCCCGAAGUAGUUUGGCGACCAGCUGCGCGGGCUAGGGGGCGGCGCUUUCUAUCUUCCCGGCGAUGGACGGCCCACAACAACCCGCUGCAGCCGGCCCUGUCCCAUGUUGCCCGCGCCGGCCCGGCAGCCAUUUCGCGCGGCCGGUCUGUGAAUGCUUUGGACGGACCAUCAUGCGCGCCCGCAGGUAGCUGGCCCAAAAUAUUACGGAGCGCAGCUAGCAGGCCAGGCCCGGAGUGAGUUCCCCUGCAAGCAAGCUGCGCGCAUCUUGGUGCUGUGCCAACUGCACGGACCGCCAGCAUUUUGCUGCCUCGCAGGCAUGCAGCCCGGCGCGGCCAUUUCCGUGCGGCGCCCGCCCAUUGGCCGCGUGGCCCCGAUGCGUUGGCACAUAGCCACCCCGCCGGCCGCGCGAAGCGGGCCGGCGAGCUACAGGAGCCACCCCCCUUCCGCUAGUAUGAUAAAAAAGAAAAGGCCAAACCACAGGCGGCCCACGCGCAGGCCCUCCGCUCCCAAAGAGUCCGCCGGCGCCGCGCUUCGCGUGCGUCGCUCAGCUGCAUGCGGCAAAACCGAGCGGGGCCGCCAUCCAGCUUGCUCUACGCAGCAAGCCGGCCGGCCCGGUAGCCGCUGGCUGCGCGUAAAAUGGAACGUACGGCGCCAGCGAUGGGGGCCAGCUUCGCGCGCCCCCCCCCCGCGUUCGAGACAGAGCCUGGAGCCAAGAGGCCGCCUGGCUUUUGGGCCGGGUUCAGGGUUCCCAACUUGCCCAAGUGGGCGCCGGCGCGCAUGCAGCUUGCUUGUUGCUUGGGCCGGCCGCCUGCAGCGGGUUAGCAGCUAGCGCAGCGGCCCCAUUUGGCCGGCAGGCGAGAAUGCUUGCCGGUGGCCCAGCUCGGUCCGUGUUUCGCGGCGAUUUUUUUGGCCCUGCGCCGGCGUUCCUCCCCCCUGAGUAGCUAUCCAAAGGCGGUGGGCACGCCGCCAAUGCGACUCCAUCGAUGGAACAACCUAGCGCACCAACGAACACCAGCGGCACGGGGCGGGCCGGCCCACUCUGGCGCAAGCAUCCCGUGGCUUGCAGUCCCCAUGGCCAUAGCCCGCAUGUUUGUUGCUGGCGCAAUUUGGCCAGCGGGCUCCCGCGCUUUGAAGUAGCCGCAUGGAUGCGCCAGCGCGCCUGCUGGCGAGCUAGCUGCUGCAGCAGCAGCCGGGCUGCGUGCAAGCUGCGUCCGCUCCGUGCGCGCGCGCGCCGGCGGGGGGCCCGACUCACUGAAUUUACCCCCGGCGCAGGCAGCCUGCCCAAGCCGGCAAGCCCUUGCGGCGCAGCGCUUGGGCCAGCUUGGUUGGCGCUCCCGCACGCCUGCAACAGGGCGGCCAGCUACUCACGGCGGGCGGCUGGUUGGCUGGGCAGGGCAGGCCCAUAGCGUGGGGCGGUGGUGUGAGUGGGGUCCUAAUAUAGCUGGACCGCGCUGCGAAAGCCUGUCGCGCUGUUUGCCGCAGGCCCCCGCGCCGGCCCGGUGGGGGUCGCUAGCCGCGUUGCCGGAGCAUGGGCCCCCCACCCCAGUCGGCCCCUCUCCUGGGCAAGCGGCGGCGCGCUCGCGGGCCACCCCGCCACAAGGGCCCAGUCCUGACUAACUCGCGGCACCAAGGUAGCAGGGCCCCUGCUUCAAUAGGCGCAUGACCGUGAUGGGCUACGCUAAGCAACAUGCGCCUGCAUGUCGGCGACAGCGCCUGGCCCCUCGUCCACAGUUUGGAUUGGACGGGCCCGCAACUAAUCGUAGGGGCCAGCUGCAUGCACCUGGCGGGCCAGUUGCAUGGCCCAGCCGCGUGCGCCGCGCGUUGUUUUGGAUGGCCCCCCCGGCUUGGCAGCCGCCCCACCCGCCCCUUGCGACCGGCCCGCGCGUUGCGCGCCUGGUUGUCUUUUCCCAGCCGGCCUCACGUAGGUGGCGCGCCGCGGGUACGAAAUGCCCGCCGGCCGCGGCUCGUUGCGUAUGUUCCUUCGGUUGGCCAACUAUAGUGGCCACAUGCAUCCGUUAAGCCGGGCGGCGGGCCUGCUAAUAACAAUGCGCCCGGCCGCGGGGGCCCGCCAAACGCAACCCGCCCAGCCACGCAGUAGCUACCAACCUACCCGUCCCGGCCCGUCGGCAAUUUCCCAAAUCGCCUGGAGCAACUACGCGCCAUCCCGUGCAUUUUGCCACCAGCGCCAGAAAGAACGCGAGGCGAUUCGGUGAAGAAAUUUGCCCAAGCGCGCCAGCCUGCCACACGGGCCGCGCACCGCCCGGCCUGGCGCGCCCAAGUACGACGAAAACCGCCCGGCCCCCAUUUGUUCGGCUCGAAGCCAGGCAGGUGUGGCCGCGCGCCGUUCGCUUGUUGUGGCCCGGCAGCUGCACGCAACAAGCCGCCCCCCGAACUAGAGGCACCGGGCCCCAACGCCCCUCUUUACGGAGUUCGCGCAGCAGCUUACUAUGGGGGCACACAUGGAGCCUGUUUGAACCGGCCGCGCCUCCCAACCGUUGAUCCCACCACGGUGCGCCGCAUGUUGUUGGUCCGUCCUUCAGCUAUAGUUAGGAGGUCGGCGCCUUCCUAGCCUUGGCUGGUGUGGUCUGGAGGGUGAGCUACAUGGACGAGCCACAUGCACGCAACCACACACAACCGGGCGGAGCCUGCCCGCCGGCGCCCAUUUCCGCCCUUUUUUUCUAUUUCUGAGAAAUUUCGCAACCUUUUCUGGAUUUGCUCUGGAAAAAGUUGCGAAAUUUCUCGCUGCGCUCUCGACAAUUUGUGUGGAGCGCACUUACGAGUUGAGAAAAAUGCAGCAUUUCAAUCGCACCCCCGAUGGUGUGCUGCACUUUUCUCAACUCGUAAGUGCGCUCCACACAAAUUUUCUCUAGUGGUGGGCGCACUUACGAGUUGAGGGCCUCCAACUUUCCCGAGAUUUGUGUUUGUCGACGACAAACAUAAACCUCGCGAAAAAUUAGAAAUCGCGGCCGUGAGAUGCUUCUGCGGUUGAGCUCGCGCGCGCAAUCGCAGAAACACGGGCGCGCAUCGCGGGCGUCAAGCUGGGCGCCGGCCCCCUAUAGCUGACGGCCGACCCAGCAACAUGCGUCGCACGCAGUCGGCUCGGGCAACGCGAUGCGUGGCCGAUUCCGACCGGCCUCAUGUGGGCCCCUAUGGUUGCUGCGCGAACUCUGCGAAGAGGGAUGGCGAGCCGGGCCCGUCUAGUUGGCGGCGCAGCUGCCUGCAUGCAGUUGCGAGGGGGGGGGGCCGCGCACGUGUGGGCGCACGCACCUGGCCCUGGGCACAUAGCUGGGGCCCGGGCGGGCUUCAUCAUGGGCGGGCCCGGUAUGAAGGCAAGGCGGCCCGCAUAGCAGGCGGUCUCGCUUUGGCAGAUUUGCCAUCUGCUCUUUGUUUCUUGCCCGCCGACGGACGCUGCUGGGACGGGAGGGAGGCCCACACCAACUACAUGCGGGGGGGCGGGCGCGUAGCUGUUCCAGGCGGUGCUGGGAUCUGCCGGCGGGCUUUGGCGGGUAGUCUAAUGCUGGGGCGGGCCGCAUUUCCUUGGCUAGCCCAAGCGGCCGGGCGCCCUCUUAUUGGCCCGCCACCCGGCUGCCCGGAUGUGGCCUCAUAAUUGGCGAACUGGACACACGCGCCGCGCUUCAAUACUUCGCGGCCGCGGCACCUACGUGCAACCGGUUGGCCAGCUACAUGCAGGCACACAACGGGCCGGGGGGGCGCUCGCUCGCAGCGGGCGGAGCGGCUGCCGCGUUGGAUGGCGGGGCCAGCCAAAAGCGUGGCGCUCGCAUGCGGCGCGCUGGGCCACUUAGCUGGGCCGCCAGACGGAUAGGGCUGGCCCCUGCGAUCAGGGGUGGGCCCGUCAUCAAAUACAGCGAAGGGGCCAGCUGUUGUCGCCGAAUUGCCGGCGCACGCUGUCCCCCGCCCCUCGUGGCCACAUGCCCCCAAGGCCGGCGCCGCCCUCCUGGCCCGCUACAUGUGGGGCGCGAGUACUCGGCCCAUGUGCCCGAACGGCCCGCGCGCGCCCCGCCGCCUACCCAGGCAGGUUGGGGGCUGAGAGGCGGCCGGCCAGGUGGGGGCCCCGUGCAACAGCGGCCAGCGACCUCCAGCAGGCGCGGGGACCUGGCCCAAAUACAUAGCGCGGGGGACCUCCGUUGUGCGGCCCGCCAAUAUUCGGGCCCAACACACUCACGCCACCGCCCCGCGCGGCGGACCGACCUACCCUGCCCAGCCAAGCAACUGGCCGCCCAUUGUGAGCAGCCGGCCGGCCCACUCCAUGUAGCUGCCCGGCUUGCCGCAGGCAUGCGGGCGCGCCAAGCUGGCCCAAGGGGCGCGAGGGCUUGCCGGCGUGGGCCCGCCGCGUCCGAGGUGAAGUUAAGUCAGUGACCCGGCCCCCCCGCCGGCGCGCGCGCGCACGGACAUAGCCUGCAGGCCAACCACAACAGCUUGAGCAGGCGCGCAGGCGAAUGCGGCUACCGCCAAGCGCGUGAGCCCGCGGGGCAAAAUACGGCCCCCCCCAGCCAGGGGGCCGGCAGGUAAUGGCAGGCACGGCGCCCAGGCGGUGGGCCAGCCCCCCCCCGCCCAAUAUCGUUGGCGUUUCUUUGUCCGCUAGCCAGGUUGCUGCGCGGGGCGUCAAGGGUGCUGGGCCCGCCGCUUUUGGAUCAGGAAUAGCACGCCGAAAGCUGGCCCUCGGAUUCCUCGUGGGGCGCAGAGCAUUCUGGGAAAAAAAAGCGCCGCGAAACACGGACCGAGCUGGGCCACCGGCAAGCAUUCUGGCCUGCCGGCCAAAUGGGGCCGCUGCGCUCGCUACUACCCCGCUGCGGGCGGCCGGCCCAAGCAUCAAUCUGCAUGCGCGCCGGCGCCCUCUGAGCCCUGAACCCUGAGCCCGGUUCAAAAGCCAGGCGGCCUCCCGGCUCCAGGCUCUCGAACGCGGGGGGGGCGCGCGAAGCCGGCCCCCAUCGCUGGCGCCUUUCCAUUUUACGCGCAGCCAGCGGCUACCGGGCCGGCCGGCUUGCUGCGUAGAGCAAGCUGGAAGGCGGCCCCGCUAGGUUUUGCCGCAUGUAGCGGAGCGACGCACGCCCGCGAAGCGCGGCGCCGGCGAACUCUUUGGGAACGGGGGGCCUGCGCGUGGGCCACCUGUGGUUUGGUUUUUUAUUUUUAACAUACUAGCGGAAGGGGGUUGGCUCCCGUAGCUCGCCGGCCCGCUUCGCGCGGCCGGCGGGGUGGCUGUAAGCCAACGCAUCGGGGCCACGCGGCCAAUGGGCGGGCGCCGCACGGAAAUGGCCGCGCCGGGCUGCAUGCCUGCGAGGCAGCAAAAUGCGGGCGGUCCGUGCAGUUGGCACAGCACCAAGAUGCGCGCAGCCUGCCGGGGAACCCACUCCGGUCCUGGCCUGCUAGCUGCGCUCCAUAAUAUUUUGGGCCAGCUACCUGCGGGCGCGCAUGAUGGUCCGCCCAAAGCACGCACCGACCGGCCGCGCGAAGCGGCUGCUGGGCCGGCGCGGGCAACGAACAUGGGACACACAGGGCCGACUGCAGCGGGUUGUUGUGGGCCGUCCAUCGCUGGGAAGAUAGAAAGCGCCGCCCCCAGCCCGCGCAGCUGGUCGCCAAGCUACUGCUUCGGACAGGCCCCCUCGCUGGUGCGUGGCUGGGCGGCCGGGCCACAGGCAUUUCGGCAAAGCCCACAGCGGAGCCGGGCCGAGCUCGAGCGCGUGAACCUACCGGGCCGGGCCGGCAAGCUACGCGAACCAAUUGGCCGGGCGGCGAGCGACGGGGGGGGGCGGGCCGUAAAGCAGCUGCCCCGACGGACGGCCGCACCCACCUAGGCGGGCGCCCCCGGUAGUUGCCCAACCCACCGACUCACCGAGGGGCGCUGGCGGGCCAAAUGCGUGCGGGUGCGUGCAGCUGGCCCAGGCAGCGCGGAGACCUGUCGGGGCGCCAGCUGCUAGCUUGCUUGUGGGCCAGCUUGCCUAGCCUUGCUAGCCCGCAACCGGAAACGCGGCGGGCCCGCCUAGCUAGCUCGCCCGCUUUCCCCGGACGGCUUCUACGUAAGCAAGCAUAGCCGAAGCCGCUGGCGCACCCUGCUGGCCCGCCCCAGCUAGGAAGCGGGGCGCGGGGCCGAUGCAUGGGCGCGAGCCUGGCCAGGCUUGGGCCGGUGCAUCGUCUCCUGCGUGUGGGCCCGCCCCCGUCUGUAGUUGGGGGAGCGGGGCCCGCUGCCUGUAGCUUGUGGGGCACCUGUGUGUGGGCGCGGCGCAUGUCGCCCGCCCCCACAACAAAUGGCGCGAAAGGCGGAAAAACCGGGCCAAAGAAAAACAAACACGCGCGGCACAUUCAGACGGCCCGCGGGCGACGGCAGGCAGAGGGCCGUGACUGGGCCCUCUGGCCCCGCGUCUAGUCGGGGAAGGGCAGCAUGCACAUGGAGGGGGGGCGGCCUCAUGUGGGCGCACGCAGGUAGCGCGCGGCUUCAAGCAUUCGGCCCACGGAACUACAAAUCCUUCCCCAAGCGCGUUAGCCCCCACCUUACCACCACCCCGGGCGGGCCAGAGGUCGGCCAACGGCUUGCCGCCCCCCCUCCGCCCCACCCGCCCGAUGGGUGUAUAUGGGAAAGGCCGCGGCGCCGGCCCGUUUGCCAUGGGCCCUCCGGCCCGGCUGGUCUAUUUGUAAAAAAAAUUUUACAAGUAGCGCGCGCCCGGUAAAAGUGUUCGCACAAACAGCGCGCGGCCUGUUGUAAAUUUUUUUUUACAAAUAGCGAGCGCGCUCCCUAUGGAAAUGCUUUGCGACGUUAGCGGGCGCCCCACUUGUUGGCAAAUAAUGGAGGAGCCACGCACGGGCCGCGAAUUGCUAUGCAAGCAGGGGCCGACCCCCCCGCGCGGCCGGCGGUUUUUUGCCAGCCUUCAGACGGGGCGCGCGGGCGCCCGCUUGGUGGUGGCCCUUGUCUCUGCGAAGGUUCCCGCGCAAGCCGACCCCCCGUCUGUCGGUGUCGGAAGGAACGAAGCCGGCCGGCGCAGCCCCCCGCCGGCCUGCUAGCCUGCCCCGGCCCCGCGCGCUUCCCUGUUGCCCGGCCAGCCGGCCCCCGCCUCACUCGCUCCCAGCCUGCCCUUGGGGGGGCCACUUGGUGCCAUUCAGCAAGCUAUCUAGUGCGCGCGGCCGGCCUUGCUUCUUGCACGCUUGUCGCCGGCCGCCGGCCGGCUCGAAUCGAUCCCCCCCCCCCGCAAAGGCAGAACCACUGCAAAGGGCCGGGCGGCCACCAGGCUCUGCCGUUGGUUUUUUGUGCGCUCUGUCUGCGCGAAGCGGACAUGAAUUGACGGGGCGUGGGUUGUUCUCGCCUCCUUUGCUUUGCUCGGCCGGCUGCCUAGCCCCGCCGCUGCUCAACGGGCGGCGAGUGCGGGACAGUGCCGGCACAUGUCGCCCCCUGCCGCCAGCUCGGGCCACUCGCCCGGCAGACCGGCCAAGCGCCUCGCACACGGGCGGGCGGGCGCCACAGGCUUGGCGGCGCGCUGCGGGCUGCGCCCGGGCCGGGCGCGCGGCCGGGGGUUGCGCAUUGGGGCGGCAAGCGCCCGCCCCGGCUCGGUGGUGGUGUUGCGCACAAUGCCGCCGGGCCGGUUGCGCCGAGCCGCGAUGCGCCCGGCCCAAUGUUUGUCGAACAGCGAGGGCACAGCAUUGGUCGGCAGGAGGCGAGUUGUGGACGGCUAUCAUUGGAAAAAAGCAUCAAAAACGCCUUGCCUGUGGAGGACCAAUUUCGACACCCGGGGCCCUUGCGGCUGGUCCUGCGAGGUGGUUCGAGAUCCUAGAUCCCUUGCAGAUGCGGGCGCAGCUGCAGCAGAUGAAGUGCCUUACUUUGUGCAUGCGCGGGCAGGUUUUUUGCCUUUUUUUAGCUUCCGACCGACGCCCAGAAGCUGUAGAAGCAGCUUCUUCAGAUGCAAAGGGGCACUUUUUACGAUGCAAAACGGUCUUCCAUUGGUGGGCAUUUGUGAGGUUUUUCGACGAUGGCGCCACUGUUGCCGCUGUGGUUCAGGCCGUCCAAAUCAGCAAGAAACUGGCUUUGUCGGGCUCCGGAGGUCUAUGACUUGCGCCACAGCUUUUGUUCGGAGCUGGACGCUUUCACUUCGUAGCGGGGGCGUGGGCAUCCCAAAUAUCUCACCUCUGCGUCACUUAUAGACGCCCACAAGCACAAAAAGAAGCCUGUUUUUGUAUUCGCGAAGGCGUCGAGCGGCCCUGUUUUCCAUGCCAAAGGCUCACAGCAUGCACGUGCGCGAAUGUGUAGAAGAAGUGAAUGCUCGUCAAACUACUUGUAGAUCCUGGCUCCGAAUAAAAGCUACUUUGUUGCAAAUCAUAGAGCGAAAAAAUGAUCACCGUUUCCCAUACUCGCUUCAAGGAGCAGCUGCAAGAACAUGAUCUCCAUUUCCCACACGCGCUUCCCGGAGCAGCCUGGUGUGUCCGUCUCCUCACCUCUCCGUCGCCGGCCCGGGUCCUAGCUAAUGAUGAGCUGAGCAUGCUAAAAAUGAAUCAAGCUAUUUUUGUAAAGUAGCUACUUUUAGCGAAAUCAUCGGAGUCGACAUUUUGCAAUUUUUCAUCGAAAAUAGCUAUUUUUGCGAAAAAUGAAAAACCAAAAAAAAAGUGGUAAUUUUAUGCAAAAUAGUUGGGUAGCGCACUUACGAGUUGAAAACUUACGUUUUGAGGGGGCCAUAGCUGAGAUAUGCAAGACGGGGUGUGUUUCCAUAGGAAAGGUUUGCAAUACAAAUGCUCGCAAGUUCUGGGGUGGGGGCAUUUUUCACUGUAAUAGGAAGCGCAGCGUAUACCAGUUUGCUCGCGGACAUAUCCUACCAAGUGCAAAAAUGUCUGGAAGAAUGCAAGUUGUGAUGCUGCAUUUGGAUUCCCAAGAGAAUUUGUAUUGCAUGAGUACCAAAGGGAAUGCAAUUUUUGCUACGCUGAGAAGGCAUUUGUCAUGCGGAAUAGGCAUCAAGAAGCCCUCAAAAAAUCUGUAUUGCUAGGGUAUGCAUCACAGACACCAUGGCUCAUGCAAAACGUGCAUGACAAGUGUCAGAAUCUUCCAGACCCAGACAUUUUUACAGUUGAUAUAUCCGUGGAGGUGGCGAACGUUGCGAGUUUAACGAGUUAUGGACUCACCAUGGUGAACUCGAAUACCAUAGUGGUGCCCACGUCGCCAGGGCCGAAAGGUGGCGGUGGAGGAGGUGGUUCCGGCAAGAACGGUGGCAAAGCAGCAGCUGGUGGCGGUGGAGAUCAAGAGUCAGACUCUACUUCCUCCACCAACACCACUAACGCGACAAACACCACAGCGGAAGAAAAGAAGAAAAAAGGCAACAUGGCGAUCAUCGGCGGCGCGUGUGUCGGGAUCGGGUUAUUGGUGUUGAUGGUGGUGGUCUUAGCCUCCUCGGCAAGUAUGGCUGCAGAAGCGGACAAGAAGGCUUUGGAAGAGGGGGCGGAGGGUGAGACUGCGGAUAGUAAGAAGGAUGGAGGUGAUAGAAAAGCUCCUCCUGCAAAAGAAGCUGCCGGUAAGAAAGAAGACAAGCCUGCAGAUGAGGAAAAGAAAGACGAACCCGCAGCGGAAGUGGGGAAAAAGGAAGAACCAGCUGCAGCAGAAAGUGAGGAGAAAAAAGCGGAAGAACCCGCGGCAGCAGCGCCAGCCGAGGGGGAGGCGGUGGCGGUGGCGGCUCCAGCCGCAGAGGGUGGCGGGGGAGAUGCGGCGGCGGCGGAGGCUCCGGCACCGGCGGAGGGAUCCUAGGUUUAUUCUUGUGACGGGCGACUCAGGGCUAUGUUAAUGAAGAGAAAAUUACUUAGGUUUCAAAGAUUUCGAGUACUUGCACAACUUCUUCGAACAAUUUACAGUACACUGACUUCGAACAAUUUACUUCACAACAGACGCCUGCGCAUUGACUUUUUUUGAAACGCAAGGAGGCGCAAUCGACGAAGUACAGAUAGUGAUAGAGUUUUCAGACCUUGGCCUUUUACGAUUUCGUUCGGAACAACAGAGUUGCCUUGCAACCAAUCAAUUAGCUACUUUUUCUUCGUGUACAAUCUUCAGAACAUCAGAGACAGUUUCAAAGAAAAUCACAAUGACGAGCGUACUGGACACGGCGGCCACGCCUUUGAAAGGCACACUGUAAGUACACGCCUGGGUUUUAAACAAAUGAGUUCAACAACAGCAGAUGAAAACAGGAAAAAUUUUAGUCGCUGGUACUCAGUCCGGCAUUUUCU
Messenger RNA from Amoebophrya sp. A120, 18698 nucleotides. The record is from the annotation of a GenBank genome assembly. NCBI's taxonomy places the organism in Eukaryota, Dinophyceae, Syndiniales, Amoebophryaceae.